GCCCAUUCUUCUCUUCUUUCCAUUCCAUCCUCACACAAAGAGCAUAUCGAAAGGGAGGAUCCGGGACAAGCGGCACCACAUCUGCUCACAGCUCGCAUCUCUCUCUCCUCUCUCUCUCUCUCUUCGCAAGCCAUGAUGCAUUGCCGUCCUCUGAUCUCCGUCGUUAUCGCCGCUUCCAUCAUCUCAUCGGCCACGGCAGGAGAAGGCAAUCUCAACCGGCGUAACUUGAAGGGUGGCGGCGGCGGGUUCGGUGGUGGCGGAGGAGGGUUCUCUGGCGGUGGCGGAGGGGGAGGUGGCUUCGUCGCUGUUCACUCUAGCGGAGGUGGCGGGAGUGGUGAAGGCAAACCAUGGACUACCACCCACACUAUCGUUUGUAAGCAUGUGGCCUGUCGCAUCACAGUAAGCGCAUGGCACAGCGAACUUGUGAUGAAUCCGCGUGUUGUGUGUUAUGUCUGCAGUCAGCUGUUUGUUCGGCAUCCCCAUUCUCUGCUGCAUCGGGUGGUGUGUCGGGUGCUGCAUCAAAGGGUGUGUGGAGGGGGGCAACAUACAGCAGCAACAGCGGCUGGCCAGCAACCGCAAUGACCGCAUCAAGCCCACCGUCACCAAGACGCCCCCUCAGUCUGGCACCUGGUGGGCAGCUACAUCGGCUCCUUCGGUUGGUGUACGCUUGUAUAUGUCCUGCUGUGUGUGUGUGUGUGUGAUGUGGGUGCGUCAGGUUGGGCAGCUACAUGGAAAGAGGCGUCAGCUUUACCACCACUUACAAGCUGACAUUCGGUGUGGACGGCACUGUCACGGGCACUGGCAAUGAUGCCGACGGCGACUUCACCGUCAACGGCGUCUACAACACGACCACAGGCAAGGUGUCCUGGAGCGAGAAGUCUCGGUGGAGAAACCUCGCUGUCGACGUGACCGGCUCAUUCGACGCCCAGUAUCGGUCCAUCUCCGGCCGCUACACAGCAAACACGGGCGUGAGCAACACCAUGACCAUUCGGCUCGCCACGGCCGACCCGAUGACGCAGCCCGUGCCCAUCCCUCAUCCCGGCAUGACUCGCACCGAGGCCCCAUCCCCUGCCCACACAGCACUGACUGUGGCGCCGACAGAGCCCGACCGAGAGCCGACGAUCGAUGGCAGAUCAGACACGACGGCGCCUUCUUCAUUUGGUGGUGGGCAGGACAGGCAGCCGGCGGUUAUCACGAGGUUCUGAUGAUGGAUGGCUCUGUGGAUAUGCAUAAAGGGGGGAGCGAGGGAAGACAGGAUGUACGUAUGUAUGUACAUAAUGACUGACUGACCUAUCAAUGCUUCCGUCCGCUCGUGCCGCAUGCGUGUGUGCGUGUC
Molecule: messenger RNA, 1336 nt
Organism: Vitrella brassicaformis
Lineage: Eukaryota; Vitrellaceae
Source: the annotation of a GenBank genome assembly